UGUUUUCUGUUCAAGAAUCUACUUUUGAGAUCUCUGCAUUUUCAUCUUUCGUUGUCUCUUUCCAAGAAUUUCAAGUCCUCUUUCUGAAAAAGUUGACUUACCUCGUACGCCUUACUUCGUUCUAGCCAUUACCAAAGAGUGUACUUACUGUGGGGUUUUGGUGGGUACCGGAAAUUACUCUAUUAUAGACUCUCUUGCUUGUGCGCUGCUCUCUCUCAUCUCAACACAUUUACUUUCCAACUUUACUCGGAAACUCUUAUAUUCUUCACACAGAAAUGGAAUUGAAUCAAUCAAUGACUUCUUCGAGCCUUUUUGAACAAGUGGGUAAGAUGUAAUUCGCUUCUGGUGAUCAGCGCUGCUGCUAUCUCUCAAUACAUUAGUUUUCUAGUUGAAAUCACAUCUAAGAAAGUAGGUAUUUUGAGUUGAAUUUGAGUCCACAGUUAAACAAGUAAUGGAUUCCUCGCAGUCUUAUGAUCACAGUGAUCGCCUAAGUGAGUUACCCAACUCCUUAAUCCUUAUGAUCCUUUCUCUGUCGGAAACGGUGGAUGCUGUUAGGACAACAGUUCUCUCUAAACGUUGGAGAGAUCUUUGGACCACCGUUCCCCGUCUGAAAUUUGUAGGUGUAGAUCCACGUUUUAUUCGUGCAGUUCUUGCGAAAUGGAGAGGUGAAAAGAUCUUCAGCUUCUACCUCUCAUUAGGCCAUGGGAGGCCUGCUGAUGUUGAUUCGUGGCUGCUCUUUGCGGUCGAAAAACAAGUGGAAGAGAUGUAUGUAGAUUUUGAACCUUCUACCAAUGCUCAUUACUGCCCACCUCAGUGUUUGUAUUCAUGCUCGUCCAUUACCGAAUUACACCUUGGUUGUUGUUUGUUGGUGAUUGAGGGGAGUGUGCAGUGGAAUCAACUCAAGAGCUUAUCGCUUAAAGUUUUCAAUGCCUCGUGUGAUGAUGUCUUUAACAAACUUCUCUCGGGUGCACCUCGCUUGGAAACGAUGAUAUUGUUGAUGGACAAAAUUGUUGAAAACUUCAGUAUCCAAUCUACUAGUUUGAAGAAGCUCUCGAUCAACAACAGCGGAAGGCAGCUUAAUGUUGACAUAAUGGCAAUGCUGAGAAUUUGCGCUCCUAAUCUCUUGACUCUACAAAUAAGUGCAGAUGUUGUUAAUGGUGGUAGUUGUUUGUUUGAUGUCCCAUCUUUGACUGAAGCCUCUUUUAAUGGAUUUUGUGACGUGUAUGAUCCGCCUCUUGAAAUGUUCUAUCGCCUCUUUCGAAGCAUCUGCCAUGUUAAGAAGGUUGAAUUAUCGGAGUUGGACAUCAAGUUGCUUCUCGCCUUGAAGAAGAAAGAUAUGGUUGUUGAAUUUCCGAAUGCUGAGUAUCUAAAACACCAAGGCAUGAACGCAUGUGGUCGUCUUGACCUUCUAGAGCUUCUUGAUCUUCUUGAGAUGUUUCCUAAGCUGAAGAUUUUAAAUUUUAUUCAACACCAGGAUUUUAAUCCCACCGUUGAGACGACAUUCCUCUACCCCUCACUGCUCCAUCUGAAUACAGCUGUGAUUACUUGGCCCUCAGAAGACCCCUCAAUAAUUCCAUUCAUAGAAUUUCUCUUGCAAAAUGCUCCCUCGCUCCACAAACUUGUGUUUCGUCUUUCACCGUUUAGUUGUAAUCGUGAGCGUUUCCCGAUGAUUGAAGAGAUGGUGCGAAAUAUGCCGAGAUCCUCCGCAACUGCAGAGGUUAUUAUAAUCGAUGGUGAUGAUCUAUCCAGCUUAUUAGAAAGGGAGUAA
Molecule: messenger RNA, 1768 nt
Organism: Salvia miltiorrhiza (redroot sage)
Lineage: Eukaryota; Viridiplantae; Streptophyta; Magnoliopsida; Lamiales; Lamiaceae
Product: F-box/LRR-repeat protein At3g26922-like
Exons: 4
Coding region: 452-1768 (438 amino acids)
Molecular function (GO): protein binding
Source: RefSeq, a predicted model, not a curated record